Perca flavescens (yellow perch) is the source of this 2113-nucleotide messenger RNA. RefSeq names its product chitin synthase. The transcript is spliced from 15 exons. Bases 25 to 2040 code for a protein of 671 amino acids. NCBI's taxonomy places the organism in Eukaryota, Metazoa, Chordata, Actinopteri, Perciformes, Percidae. Gene Ontology annotation, molecular function: chitin synthase activity. Gene Ontology annotation, cellular component: cell periphery; cell septum. The record is from RefSeq and is a predicted model, not a curated record. Gene Ontology annotation, biological process: chitin biosynthetic process.
UACGGAGGACGUCUGGUGGUCACCAUGCCACAUGGAAACAGUAUCACGGUUCACUUCAAGGACAAAGAACUCAUCCGCAACAAGAAGAGAUGGUCUCAGGUCAUGUACUUGUACUAUCUGCUGGGCUGGAAAGUUUCAACCAAGUGUUUCAAAAGGUGGGGGAAAGGAGGGGAGAAGCACAACACCUACAUCCUGGCUUUAGAUGGGGACACAGACUUCCAGCCGGCUGCUGUGAUGCUGCUCAUUGAUCGUCUGAAAAUGUACCCACGUGUCGGGGCGGCGUGUGGCAGGAUUCACCCCACUGGCUCAGGUCCCAUGGUUUGGUACCAGAAGUUUGAAUACGCUGUGAGCCACUGGCUUCAGAAGACAGCUGAGCAUGUGUUCGGCUGCGUGCUUUGCAGCCCAGGCUGCUUCAGUCUGUUCAGAGCAGCGGCGCUGAUGGACGACAAUGUGAUGAAAAGAUACACCAUCAAGUCCUCGAAGGCUCAACACUACAUCCAAUACGACCAAGGAGAGGACCGCUGGCUGUGUACUCUGCUGCUGAAGCAGGGAUGGAGAGUGGAGUACAACGCGGCCUCCGACGCCUACACCAAUGCCCCGGAGGAGUUUAAAGAGUUUUACAACCAGCGUCGGCGAUGGGUGCCAUCCACCAUAGCCAACAUUGUAGACUUGCUGGGCUCUGCCACCCUGAUUUCCAAGAGGAACCCGUCCAUGUCUAGAUCCUACAUGGUCUACCAGCUUUUCAACUUGGCCUCGUCCAUACUGACACCUUCCUCGGUCAUCCUUAUGAUUGCUGGUAGUUUGACUGUGCUGCUCGACAUUCAAUCCAACGGUGCUCUGAUCAUGGCUUUGAUACCUCCUGCUAUCUUCCUUGGCAUCAGCUUCAAGAUCAAGCCAGACACUCAGAUUCUUAUCGCAGCAAUCAUGAGCACCGUGUACGCCUUCCUCAUGAUGAUAGCAGCCAUUGUCAUACUAUGCACCAUAGUGAAGGACCAAACCAUCCUGACUCCCUCCAGCUUGUUCAUCAUCACCCUUGCCAGCUUUUACGUUGUUACUGCACUUAUGCAUCCUCAGGAGAUUGGCCUUGUGUGGUUUGGCUUGCUUUACAUCCUCUGCAUCCCCAGCUCCUACCUGCUGCUGUCGAUUUACUCCAUGGUCAACAUGAACAACGUGUCCUGGGGCACCAGGGAGACAGCGCCUGCUGCUGGAGCUGCAACACAGGCAGCCAGAGCUCCAAAAACCACAGCCCAGAAAGCCAAAACCACCUUCACACGGUUCUUCUCGCGGGGCCAAUGCUGUAGAAAACUGUGUUGGAGAGGUAGCGCAGAAGAGCUCAUCGUCAGCCGAGACAUCCAGACUAUUGAGGCCACCGAGCCUGACGCUCAACCCCAAAACACUAUUGUGGAGGAUGUGAGGAGGAUGCCUGAGGAGGAGCGGAGUUCUGGGCAACAGGAGCCUGCUUUCACCUGCCCUAACCAGAGUUGGGUCACACAACUGCAGAGUUUGUCUAAUGACGUGCGCCUGCGGGAGGAUACCCUCGACGAGGAUGAGGAGCAGUUCUUCAGAGAGCUGACAGCCAAAUACCUAAAGCCUCUUUCUGUGAGCAAAACGGAACAGAAAAACAUGGCUAACAAACUCAAGGAGUUUAGAAACAAGAUUACCUUUGUCUACUUCAUUUUUAAUGCCUUAUGGCUCAUAGCAACGUUCACUCUCCAGCUCUUGAGCUCGCCUUUCUUCAUCCAAGUGCCAAAGGUCGACAUCAACCUGCACUACACUGGAGAGUACAUCACCAUCGAGCCCAUAGGCUUCAUGUUCCUCCUGACCUUUAUCUUCCUGGUUCUCAUCCAGUUCUUAGCCAUGCUGUACCACAGAAUAUGCACCCUGAUCCAUUAUGUGGCCUUCCUGGAUACCGAGUCCAUGUCUGAAAAACAAAAAGAGCAACAGGCACUCAAACAGGUCCAAGAUAACGAAAGCGAUGACGGCGAAGAUUUAGUUUUUUCAAGGGUCCUCAACAGCCACGGCGAUGGAACUCUGGUGUAAAGGAUGAGGAACCGCACCAUAACGGAAACCAGUUUUUAGCACUUUGAAACAAGCACAUACUGUACUGUAGGCU